CUUUCCAGCUCCUUCUACUUGUUAACCGAUUAAAUGUAAACCUAUGUUUUUUAAAUUAUUAAUUACGACGUUUUGGAACGUUGUGUCAGCUCGUUGCCUGGAGACGGAAACUGAGUGGCCGUUGCCAUGGAACCGGGAUUCUGUGGGAAAACAGCCUGCGCGAGCCGACAGUCAGAACAUUCCAGAGUUCUGCAACAGGAUGUCUACGCUUCCUGCAAAGCCCGGCCUGCGACACAGUGUGUCAGAGUGGAACAGCAACAACCACCAGCUCGCCUCCACGGCGCAGUACGAGCGACAUGUUUCUAAUGUGAUCCGGCAGGAAGGGAGGUCGCUACGCAACGAGACCAACUGCAAGACGUCCUGGGACGAGAGCGACACCUGUCGCAGGCUGAGCGACCGGGUUUGGGACGUUGCUCGGUGGAAGGAAGUGUUGGAAACUUGUGCCAAGAAAGUGGACGAGGAGAUGGAGGCUUUAACUCUGUCUAAAGAGCAGACGGAGCAGGCGCUCGCCGCUACCGCCGUUCCUCUGGAGGUCAGCACUGAAUGCGUGACGCUGAGGGAGGGGCGGCGGGGGCACGAGCUGGUCACCGACCCCGUGGAGGAGCAGCUGAAGAAAGAGGUGGAGCUGAUUGAAAGAGUGCAGCAGGUCCUGCAGCAGCACACGGACCAGGCCUUCGAGCAGCUGUGCGUCCUGCAGGAGGCUCGGCACCAGCUGACCGCCGACCUCCAGAACAAGAUGGACACCCUGGAUAUCGACAUGUCCUGCCUGUCUCUUACUAUAAAGUCGCCUCAGAUCUCCCUGAAGACCAACCCGACUCGCAUACCCUCAGGUUCCUCCACCCCCCAGGAGUGGGUCCAGUUCAGUCAGUAUAACGUGGCCCGUGCACAUGAGGCCAUGCAUUUGUCCCAGCAAAUAAGGGAGGACAUGAGCCUCACCAGAGCCCAGCUGCAGAAUGAGUUGGAGACUCAGAGCCGGGCCACAGAGUUUGCUCUCCGCAAACGCCAUCACCAUGAAGAGCAGGCCAAAGGCGAGCUGGAGUGGCAAAUAAAAAAUACUGAGGAUGAAAUGGCGGAAAUGGAGGGCGACAUCCACGGGCUGGAUGCAGAUCUACAGGCGAAAUCUGCCUCUUUAAAGCUGGCUCACACCAGACUGGAGACCAGGACCAACAGACCCGGCAUGGACCUGUGCAGAGACGAGGUGCAGCACGGACUCGUUAAUGAAGUCCAGCAGCUGGAGGCAACGAUCGCGGCUCUGAAGCAGAAGCUCGCUGAGGCUCAACACUCUCUGCAGAAGAUGAAGCUGCAUCACUCCCGCAUGCUGCACGAUCUCUCCAGAAAACAGGAAGCUCUGUCUCUGGAACAACGAAGCAUGAACACCCGCACACGACUUGCUCCCUCCUCCUCCUCCUCCUCCUCCUCCUCCUCCGAUAAAACCGCCGUGCUAAUGGUCCCACUCACAAACUCCAGUGGGAGGAGCCACCUGCAGCUUCUGGCUCAGUGAGAAGAUUUCAUUCAUGGUUUUAAAGGGAUUUAACACUAAGUUUAAUACAUGUAUCUGAGCAUAACAUUAUGAGAAAUUAAUUAAUUAAUCAGACUUGAAGAUUAAGAAAACUGUCAUUUAUUUAUAUUUUCCUGGCCUUUGUUAGUAUUUUUGUGUGUGUGUGUGUGUGUUUGUCUCUGUUUGUGCUGUGUUAAAUCAGCCUCCUUAUCUCCAGCUUGUUUAACAUUUUACAAGAAAUCAUUGCAAAAACUAAACACCCAUUUAAACAUUUAUCCUUCAAGUUAAGUCUUUUUUAUUUUCCAUGAAAAUAAACCGCUGACGUCUGUGUGUGGUCAUUACUUUUAUCGACCAUUUGCUUUAAUGGCUUUGUUUGUCCUCGUCAUGUUGUUUGUUCAACGGACCUUGUUUGGAGCAUAAAGACGAUGAUAAUGAUGUGAACUUUGACUCCGGUUUAGAUAUAUAUAUAUAUAUUUAUAUAUAUUUAUAUAUGUAAACAAGGAUUCCAAGACAAUAAACCACAUGCGACUCAA
Mugil cephalus (flathead mullet) is the source of this 2031-nucleotide messenger RNA. RefSeq names its product tektin 2 (testicular) (gene tekt2). Bases 44 to 1501 code for a protein of 485 amino acids. Gene Ontology annotation, cellular component: microtubule cytoskeleton; nucleus. The transcript is spliced from 10 exons. The record is from RefSeq and is a predicted model, not a curated record. Gene Ontology annotation, biological process: cilium assembly; cilium movement involved in cell motility. NCBI's taxonomy places the organism in Eukaryota, Metazoa, Chordata, Actinopteri, Mugiliformes, Mugilidae.